Microthlaspi erraticum is the source of this 2049-nucleotide messenger RNA. The record is from the annotation of a GenBank genome assembly. NCBI's taxonomy places the organism in Eukaryota, Viridiplantae, Streptophyta, Magnoliopsida, Brassicales, Brassicaceae.
AUGGCUCAAUAUAGACAAUCGGGAACGGAGAGAUUCAGCGGUCGCGUCGGCGGUUAUCCUCACUAUGCCAACAACGGCGCAGCGUCUUCCUCCUCUGAUCACGUAGCGAUCGGGAUCCGAAACGGCGUCGGAGGAGCGAGUCAGCAGCACGGGAAGACUAACCGGUGGAGACGAUCCGUACGGCCUGACCGGAUUCGUCGCCUUGGAAUCGGCUCUGUUGUCUUCGUUCUAUGCCUUGUGCUCGUUGUCACGGUUCUAGCAUACUAUUAUAUCUCUGGCUUUACUAAUAGUGGAUACGAUGAUAAAGGAUUUGAUUCUUAUGACGGUGAUUUUCUGACGAACGUGACGAGAAUUGACCCUGCGAAAGUGCUUGAGUUUGGGCAAGGAUCAGUGGUUCAUGGACGAGAUUCGAGAUACUGGGAUAAGGAUGAUAGAAGACGGGAUGAUGAUUAUAAUGAGGAUGAAGUGGAGCAUAAAUCUGAAGUCGACGAGGACACGUCAGUGGCUCGAGUGAAAAAGGAUCCUGUGAAGGGUGCUUCAGAUUUGAAGGGGAUUGGUUUGUACAAUGAAGCUGGACGAAAUGAGUUGAAGAAGUAUGAAGCAGAGUAUCAAGCUUCGUUUGUGAAAGGUGUUGAGACAACAAAGGAGAGCAGUGGGAAUCACGAGGCAGUUGAUAUGGAUCCUGAGGACGAUGACGCGAUUGAUUCUCAUGACAGUCAAGGGGAUGAGUACGUUGAUUCUGGGCAUGAUGAGGAUGAUAAUGAAGAGGUGCACAAAGAUAAGCUUACCGAGGAGGUUCUUCGUUCCGUGACCAAGCAACAGAAUAUGGAAAAUGAUGAUGGAGCUGUUUCCAAAAGGUCACUUGGGGAUUCCUCCCUUGUUAGUAAGGGUGGUAAGUCUGGGAAAACGUCGCGGUCUGAUACGAAAAGAAGAGGUCGAGGUCGCAGAUCUUCAGGUGCAUCUUGUGAGAUGAAGCUAUUGAAUUCUAGUCAACAAAUAGUAGAGCCCUUGAAUACUCGAAAAUCUGCGAGAUUCUCCUUACAGUACAUAGAGAAUGAAGAUAAGCCUGAUGGAGAAGAACAGUGGGAGCCUAGAUUUGCAGGUCAUCAGAGUUUGGAGGAGCGAGAAGAGUCCUUCUUGGUUCAAGACAAGAAAAUUCAUUGUGGCUUUGUCAAAAGCCCCAAAGGAUCUCCAAGCACUGGAUUCGACCUGACAGAAGAUGAUACUAAUUAUAUCAGUAGAUGCCACAUUGCUGUGAUCUCAUGCAUUUUUGGCAAUUCUGAUCGUUUGCGGCCUCCUGCCAAUAAAAUGAUAAGUCGGCUGUCAAGAAAAAAUGUGUGCUUCAUUGUGUUCGUGGACGAGAUUACCAUGCAAACACUUUCUGCAGAAGGCCAUGCCCCAGACAGAGCAGGAUUCAUUGGUUUGUGGAAGCUGGUUGUCGUGAAGAAUCUUCCGUACGCAGAUAUGAGGAGGGUAGGAAAAAUACCAAAGCUGUUGCCACAUCGACUUUUCCCAUCAGCAAGGUACUCAAUCUGGUUGGACAGCAAGUUGAGACUUCAGUUGGAUCCCUUACUCAUCCUGGAGUACUUCCUAUGGCGUAAAGGUCACGAGUACGCCAUAUCGAACCACUAUGACCGCCAUUGUUUAUGGGAAGAGGUUGCACAAAACAAGAAGCUGAACAAGUACAACCACACUGUUAUCGAUCAGCAGUUUGAGUUUUACAAAGGUGAUGGGCUGACCAGAUUCAACGCUUCGGAUCCGUUCAAGCUUCUUCCCAGCAAUGUUCCAGAGGGGUCUUUCAUAGUACGGGCACAUACUCCCAUGUCGAACCUAUUUUCGUGUCUUUGGUUCAACGAAGUCGAACGGUUCACUCCCCGUGACCAGCUGAGCUUUGCAUACACUUACCAGAAACUAAGAAGGACGAAUCCUGACAAACCUUUUAAUCUUCACAUGUUUAAGGACUGCGAGAGAAGAAAGAUAGCAAAGUUGUUCCGUCACAGAUCGGAGGAGAAGCGAAAUCUUAUACAAGCAGCACUACAACAACAAUAA